UGCAGAAUAGAGUUCACACAUCCAAGAGUACACGUGUCAUUAAAAAAAAUUGUGAAAAUUACAAAAUUAUGACACGUUCGAAAAAAAGUAAUUUGAGUUCAAUUUGGUUUAACCCACAGCUGUUCACGAUCAGAGGAGCCCCCCUGAAAUUUUAUCUGGAUGGAUACAAUUGCUGUCGAUUUUACGAGAUAACAAAAAUAAUUGAAGCAUAUGGAGGAAAGUUAACGAAUCCUGAUACAUCCGGUGUUUUUAUUUUCUGCGAACCAAGUUACCAAAGUAGAGGACAGGAAUAUGAUCUCUAUGAUAUUAAAUAUAUCCACGACAGCAUUAUCGCACUCCGGCCUCAGAACCUGAUGAAGUACAAGUUUGAACGAAAGAAAAUAGAAAUUACUGGGGCUAUAGAUGAGGCUGGAUUGAAAUAUGUGAAGAAAGAAAUAGAAAAUGAAGCGGAAGUGAAGAGUGAACAAGAUGAUACGGUCCUGAAUCAAGAUCGCAACUCACCGAAGCUGCGAACGUCUCAAAUCGACUCAAAUCCAAAAAUUGCGAAUGAAACUCAGAAAAUUGAUAAUUAUUCAAGACUGAAGACUAGAGUUCGCUCUCGGCCGACAAAAAGUUCAUCGGGGGUUCGACGUUUAAAUUAUCGUCUUAAAGAAUGUGUCGUCAGCCUCGAACGUUUGGAGGAAAAAAAAAAAUAUCAACUGAGAAAUGAACAAUUGACAAUUAAAAGUGAGAAUGCAGGUAAUUGA
Fopius arisanus is the source of this 746-nucleotide messenger RNA. RefSeq lists its product as uncharacterized. The record is from RefSeq and is a predicted model, not a curated record. The transcript has 4 exons. NCBI's taxonomy places the organism in Eukaryota, Metazoa, Arthropoda, Insecta, Hymenoptera, Braconidae. Bases 69 to 746 code for a protein of 225 amino acids.